GGCCCGUCCCUAUAUAAACAGCUCUCCUCGCCGCGCCACAAGAGAACUCUCCUCCUUGUUCGUAAAAAAACAGAGAACAUCACAUCUACUGCCAAAGAAACAAGAGAACCAUCUCCACGUUCAGUUGUUAAUAUAUAGACAUGGAACGGAUGCACGCCAGGAGGCUUCUGUCGGCGGCGGUGGCGUCGACUGGGGAGCAGGUGGCCACGGCGCCCACGCCGCGCUCGGCGUCAGCCUUCAGCUCGCUGGACGCGACGGUGAUCACGAUCCUGUCGCUGCUCCUCUGCGCGCUCGUCGUGGCGCUCCUGCUCCACGCGCUCGUCCGGUGCGCGUUCCGCGUCACCCGGCGCGCGUGCUACGGCCAGGACGAGGAGCCCCCCGGGGUCGUCGAAACGGCCGCGCCGCGCGCCCGGAAGAAGGGGGGGAAGGGCGGCGCCGGCGCGGCCAUCCGGGCGCUCCCGACGAUGGCGUACUCGGCGGAGACCGAGCUCGCCGUGUGUGGCUCCACGGAGUGCACCAUCUGCCUCGCCGAGUUCGCGCCGGGCGAGCGCGUCCGCGUGCUGCCGGGUUGCAGCCACGGCUUCCACGCCCGGUGCAUUGACCGAUGGCUCUCCGCGCGGCCGACGUGCCCCACCUGCAGGCGGCAGCCGUUCGCCAAGCCCGCGGUUCCGACCCCGGCUGAGGAGCCGGCGCCCGUGCAGCUCCUGGUGAACGUUGACGCCGGACGGCCUGGGACGAUUUAAUGAACCUAGCUAUGUCACCUAUGUGAUGGAAUUGAAAACUGUACAGUACUACUAGUGAACAGUGAACCAUUUUUUGCAAUGCUGUUUGUCAUCUGUGAUACCGUGGAGAUGGUGGUCUUUUUUUCCUUUUUGUGUUGCUGUUGAGGUUAUACAACAACUACAAGUGACCAGGCCGGGUCCGGUGACCGAUACUAUGUGAUGCGAGUGAAACCACUUGACUAAACUUGUAUGCAAUUACAAAUAGAGGUUGUGAGUCGUGAUUCCGUUCA
Molecule: messenger RNA, 1012 nt
Organism: Brachypodium distachyon (stiff brome)
Lineage: Eukaryota; Viridiplantae; Streptophyta; Magnoliopsida; Poales; Poaceae
Product: RING-H2 finger protein ATL72
Exons: 1
Coding region: 141-743 (200 amino acids)
Biological process (GO): protein ubiquitination
Molecular function (GO): transferase activity
Source: RefSeq, a predicted model, not a curated record